GCAACUACUCCUGCCGCGUGUUCAACCUCUUCCACGAGGUGUGGAGCCGGGAAGUGGACGUGGAGAUCGGCCCACGGCUCUUCACCUCUGGAAGCUCCUGGGAGGAGGGGGACGGAGGCUCCCCGGAGCACCGCAGCCCCGGCCAGCUGUAUGCCACAGACAAAGUGGCCCUGCUGAUCGGCAACAUGCACUACCUGCACCACAAGCAGCUGAAGGCACCCAUGGUGGACGUGCACGCCCUCAGCGCCCUCCUCCGCCAGCUCGACUUCAAGGUGGUCUCGCUGCUGGACCUGCGCAAGGCCGAGAUGCAGAUGGCCGUCAACGAGUUCCUCCUCCUCCUCGACAAGGGUGUCUACGGUUUGCUCUACUAUGCCGGGCACGGCUACGAAAAUUUUGGCAACAGCUUCAUGGUGCCCAUCGACGCGCCCAGCUCCUACACCUCGGCCCACUGCCUGUGCGUGCAGCGGGUGCUGCGGAGCAUGCAGCAGCGCCGCACCGGCCUGAACAUCUUCCUGCUCGACAUGUGCCGCAAGAGGAACCUCAACGAUGACAUCAUCCCGCAGGUUGGGGCACUGCAGGUCACGGCCAACAUCGUCUUCGGCUACGCCACGUGUGCGGACGCUGAAGCCUACGAGCUGAGCCAGGGCGAGCUCUCCAACGGCAUCUUCGUCACCUUCCUCAAGCGCUGGCUGCUGGAGGACGAAAAGAUCACGGUGCUGCUGGACAAGGUGGCCGAGGACAUGGGCACGCUGGAGAUCACACGGGGCCGGCAGGCGCUGGAGCUCCGCAGCAACCUCUCGGAGAGCACGGACCCCAUCCACCCCCCGGGCCGGGAUGAGUCCUCUGCCAGGAACCUGCAGUGGGCCAAGGCUCACGUCCUGCCGGAGAGCCGGCACCUCCACUUUGACUGCGGUGUCACCGUCCAGCUGGGCUUCGCUGCCGAGUUCUCCAACAUCAUGAUCAUCUACACCCGUGUGGUCGCCACCCCUGAGGACAUCGCCAAGUGCGAGGCCAAGCUCACCGACAUACCCCAGGAGCUGGACGUGGACCUCAAAUGCACCAACAAGGAGAGCCCGGAGGAGGUGG
Molecule: messenger RNA, 1086 nt
Organism: Leptosomus discolor (cuckoo roller)
Lineage: Eukaryota; Metazoa; Chordata; Aves; Leptosomiformes; Leptosomidae
Source: RefSeq, a predicted model, not a curated record